Molecule: messenger RNA, 1040 nt
Organism: Aspergillus vadensis CBS 113365
Lineage: Eukaryota; Fungi; Ascomycota; Eurotiomycetes; Eurotiales; Aspergillaceae
Product: copper chaperone CCS1
Exons: 1
Coding region: 396-1004 (202 amino acids)
Biological process (GO): removal of superoxide radicals
Cellular component (GO): cytoplasm
Molecular function (GO): superoxide dismutase copper chaperone activity; copper ion binding
Source: RefSeq, a predicted model, not a curated record
GCAUUCCAUGAGAAUCCACAGUUUCUUUUUCCCUCUUUCUUCUACGGUGACACUCACAUGCGCAUUGGUGUUGUAGUACUUUCUAUCCAGACAAGAUGAUUGAACCGUUUCAGGUGGGCUCUUGCCAGGGUUGACGAUGCAUCUCGUGAGGGGAAUGCCUAACUAAUCGCUUAGACUACCUUUGCGGUCCCGAUGACCUGCGAGGGCUGCGUCAAGGAUGUUUCCGCAUCGCUGAAGAAGUUGGAGGGUAGGCGCAUCCGCAUUGCAACCCUGUGCGCGAGCUGACCGGUCAGGCAUCAACAAGGUCGAGGCAAACCUUAAGGACCAGCUAGUCUUCAUCGAGGGGACGGCACCACCCAGCUCGAUUGUCUCCGCUAUCCAAGCUACGGGACGGGAUGCCAUUCUACGAGGCAGUGGCACCUCCAACAGUAUGUCUAUCACCUGCCUACUCCAGGCAGUACACCGAGACUGAUGGCACCAUUGCAGGUUCCGCGGUGUGUAUCUUGGAAACCCACUCGAAUAGCGUCUCCAACAAGAUUCGUGGUCUGGCGCGCAUGGUCCAGGUCUCAUCCAACAUGACCCUGGUCGACCUGACGAUCAACGGCCUUACUCCCGGCAAGUAUUAUGCCACGGUACGCGACACAGGGGAUAUCUCGCAGGGUGCUGGAUCCACCGGCGGCAUUUGGGAGGCCGUCAAGGCUAAAGUGCUGGGCUCGGAGCCAGUCAAGGAACCCCGCGGCAUUUUUGGAUCGGUUGAGGUGAACGACAAGGGCCGGGGCAAUGUAUUUUUGGAUCGCCCGGUAGCGGUGUGGGAGAUGAUUGGGCGCAGUAUGGUAGUGUCGAAGAGCCAGGAGGGGCCCUUUCGACAGGAUGACCCUGACACUCUAGUGGGAGUGAUCGCUCGAAGCGCGGGGGUGUGGGAUAAUGACAAGAUGGUGUGUUCCUGCUCCGGUAAGAAUGUGUGGCAGGAGCGGCAGGAGCAGGUGGCCCAGGGAAUGGCCUAAAGGGGAAGAAGAGAGAGGAGAUGAGGAUGUGGUUGG